AUGAGAGCUAGUGAUCCUGUUGGUGGUUGCUACAGAUACAUUCAAGACCUUCAAGCCAAUAUUGAAUAUUACAGGGCUGAGCUUGAGCUUGUCCUUCAACAACUCGCCAUUUUCAGGUCACAAGCUCAACAACAACAACACCAUGUUUAUGGAACAAGUACCAUCAUGGCACAUGAGAACAAUGAAAAUAACAUCAAUAACAACAACACCCCUUUGCAAGAACAUGUUAAUACCUGGGCCAUGCAGAACUCCAUGUCCCUUUCAUCCUUGUCAUUGCAGGGUCAAAAUAGUAAUGCAAGUGAUGAAUAUGAUCAUAAGCCAAUGCUUGAUAUACCUUCUGAUGAAAGAAGUGAGUUAGGAUUCGAGUCUGAAGAACUAAUCCACCGCAGGUAG
Molecule: messenger RNA, 393 nt
Organism: Gastrolobium bilobum
Lineage: Eukaryota; Viridiplantae; Streptophyta; Magnoliopsida; Fabales; Fabaceae
Product: LOB domain-containing protein 22-like
Exons: 2
Coding region: 1-393 (130 amino acids)
Source: RefSeq, a predicted model, not a curated record